UUAGUAAUUAAAAGUAUUUAUUACCAAUCGGGGGGUUAGUAUUAUUAAUUAUAAAAAAAAUGUCAUCAGCGAAACGAGCUAGUGGAUUAAGUUUUACAUCACGUACGACCUUUGGCAUUGAAGAAGAACCUCGUUACGAUGAAAUGACUGAUGAAGAAUUAAAAUCAUGUCUAGAGUUGUCGAUACGUACUAAUAGAAUUUUAAAUUUAGAAAAUGAUGUCUUUGAACGUUACUUAGCUCGUCACGAUCCUCAAUCAGUACAGACAAUGUCACAAGUAUUAGAGGCAGCUAAAUUAAUAUCAUCGCAAAUGGUACAAUCAUCACCACGUCUACUUAGUGGAGAAAGUACCGCAGGAAUAAGCUUAGCAACCAAAGCAAGUACACCAAUAUCACCAACAAGUAGCAGCAGUAUAAGAACUUUUAGUGGAAGUCGCGGUUUUGCGUCAAUACUUACCACUAAUCCAUCACCGAAAGGACUGCGUAUCACACUGUCUCAUCGUAUCGAAAUGGCAAACAAAGAGAUAGAGGAAAUGAAAAACCAGUUGGCGGUAUGUGAAAAAAAAAUAUCGAUAAAAAAAUCAAAUUUUACAGCAGAGCUCGAAGAAAUUGAAUUGCGGAUACGGGAUAUUGAUGAAGCGAGAAAAGAACUGGAGGUUCAAGUCGUGAAAAAAGGCGCUGAUAAAAAUGGCAAAAUAUCUGGUGACAAAUUUCUACGUUACAUGGAGACAUGGACCAAGACUGUGGACCGCGUUAUUGAUAAGUUGAGACUAAAAAGUUUGACCAUUAAAAGUCAGAUUAAAAAAGCUAGAUUGCAAUUAAGACAGCGAGAAGAACUUGGAGAGACACUUCAUCUUAUUGAUUUUCAAGCGCUUGCUAUUGAGAAUGAAGAGUACUUGAAAAAGAUUGAUGAGAAAAACAAACAGCUGGGACAGUUGAAGAAAAUAACCGGCCGUUAUAAUAUUGAACUGAGUAAUUGUAAAGAUCGUUUGACUGAACAGCAAACAACAUUGAAAAAUACUCUGAGAGAAAUAGAUGUUAAGAAAAAUCAAAUUGAAAAAUUGAAAAAAGAUUUGGAAUUAUCGCAGUCACAUAUUCAGCAAAUGGACCAGCAGAUUAUUGAAGUGACUGAAGCACUUGAAGGCUACAAGAUGCCAGAUGUUAUUGAUUUUAUUCGCGUACAAAUGGAGCUUGAGGAGAUGAAGAAAACUUACAAACGUAUAGAGAGACACAAACAUAUACAGAAAUCAACAUUACGGGCUUUUAAAAGACGACAAUCACGCUUGCAAUCUAUUAAAAUAAACACUGAAUCAAUUAAUUAGUUAAUUAAUAUAAUUAAAUAGGUGCCUUAAAUUUAUAUAAACACUUUAUACACUUGUUGAUAAAUUUAUAGCAAU
Molecule: messenger RNA, 1394 nt
Organism: Microplitis mediator
Lineage: Eukaryota; Metazoa; Arthropoda; Insecta; Hymenoptera; Braconidae
Product: coiled-coil domain-containing protein 113-like
Exons: 5
Coding region: 60-1319 (419 amino acids)
Biological process (GO): cilium assembly
Cellular component (GO): axoneme; ciliary basal body
Source: RefSeq, a predicted model, not a curated record